CGGCCACUCCGCGAGGCUUCUGCCCGCCCUUUGCCUCUUGCGAGGAGGCCGCGGCGGAGUCCGCGGCGCUGCUUCUCCUCGCCCCAACAGCCCUGUGAGGUAGUGCAGGCCGAGACGCUCUGGCCUGCCCGUGGCCGAAGGGGGACUGGAACCCGCGCCUCCGGCACUCGGGGCACGGCGCGAGCUGUGCGUGCGUGUGAGUCGGGCCACGUUCAGUCUUGGGCAAUCUUGAGGCCUUGGGCUGCGGAAAUUAGUUGUCCCAAUGAAACAAGCUAAAUAUGGCAGACGUAAGUCCUAUAGUUUUCAGUAGGACUCACUUGAUCCUCAGCUAGACUUUCGCCCCACUAACGUGCAGCCUCUUCAAGAUAUUUCGGAAGGUAGUGAGGUAUCUGAAAUAUAUACGGAGGUUUAUCUUUGAGAUUUGAGUGAGGUGAGGGUGAAUUAUUUCAUUCCACUUAAUGGAAGAACUGAAAGUGUCUGUAAAGUCUGUUUCUCGAGCAGUUAUGCCUUGGCCAGCUAUCAGUGCAGGACUCUUUAAAAACAUAGAAACUGAGCAAGUCAGAAGGGGCCUCCCGGGCCACCUAAUCUCACCCCCAGCUCCAGCCAGCUCUGCUUAUGAUAUGCUUACCAUGUUCAUGCCCAGCCUAACCUUGAACCCCUCACCAGUGGGGCUUCAACCACCUCCCGUGAACGCCCAUUUGAUACCAUAGGAGUCCUAACUGUCAGGAAGUACUUCCUAGCUGGAACAUUCACAUAAUAGAAAUUGAAGAAGGCAUAUAGGCAGCUACAGCAGGGAACAAUCUACAGAACAACAAACAUCCAACAUAAAACAAAAACCCAAAAACAAGUGCCACUGCAGUCCGAUACAGAAUGGUCAAGAGAAGACCACAAGGCAUAAUGGUAAGCUUUCUGGGCCUUCCUAAAAGCCCUCAGUGAUGGCACCUUAUUAGCUUCCAAACCUCAUGAGCGGAAAGAAAAAAUCCUUUGAUUGGCUGUACAAAAGCACAAGUAUCAAGCUGAAGGAAAACAUAGAACAGCUUUUCACAAAGUUUGUGGAGGAAGGAAAAGCCACGGUCCGCCUGAGAGAACCAGCGGUAGACGUCUGCAUCAGCAAGGCAAAUGUCCGUCAGCUGAAGGCCUUCCUCUCCGCAGCGAAGCUGGCUCACCAAGGCGCCAGUGAGGAAACGUUGCCACUCUCCACCUUGGUCACACCAAAAGCUUCCGAAGUUGAGAAACCAAAAACUAGGAUGCUCAUAACAUCCAGGCGGGAUUACCCGUUGGCCCGGGACUUUCCGUACUCGCUGGAGCAUCUGCAGGCCUCCUACUGCAAGUUAGCCCACGUCGACAUGCGCAUGCUUUGCCUGAAAAAGCUCCGGAAGCUGGACUUGAGCCACAACCGCAUCAAGAAGCUGCCAGCGACCAUUGGGGACCUCGUGUGCCUUCAGGAACUCAACCUGCAGGACAACCAGUUGGAGUCGUUCGGUGUGGCUUUGUGUAACUCCACGCUCCAGAAGUCGCUCCAGUCUCUAGAUCUCAGCCAGAAUAAAAUCCAGGCACUUCCAGCUCAGUUUUGCCGCUUACGGGAGCUCGUUCACUUGAAGUUAGAUGACAACAGCCUAAUUAGGCUGCCAUUCCAGAUUGGACAACUGAGGCAGCUCCGCUUCUUGUCUGUGGCUCGGAAUAAGCUCCCAUUUUUGCCCAGCAGCUUUGCAAAGCUCUCCCUAGAGAACCUAGACUUGUUCGGCAAUCCUUUCACGCAUCCCAGGCCGCUCAUUCCCGACAUACAGCUAAACGUGCCCUUGACCUUGUUAGAAUGCGCUGCAAGAGCGACAAUCAAUUACAGGCUUCCCUAUGGCUGCCACAUCCUCCCUUCGCACCUCUGCGACGACCUGGACAUGGCAAAGAGCUGCCAGUGCGGGCAGGCCUGCUUGAGCUGCUUCAUUCAGACGACGGAGACGAUGAACCUGCACAGCGUGGCGCACACGGUCGUCCUCGUGGACAAUAUGGGCAGCACCGAGGCCCCCGUUCUCCGCUACUUCUGCUCUCUGACUUGCUACUCCCAGUUUCUAGACAGACAUCUGCAGAGCACCCGGUGACCUUAAGCCAACACCACGUACGGGCUGAGAAGUCUCACUCCGUGGUGGGACAGACACUUGCUGAGCACAGUUGUGUGGUGUUGAGGGCAAGGACGCCAUGUCAGAGACACCAGGGUUCAGCCAACAGACCUGCACAUGGUUCACCUUUCUGUUUUCAUCACCCGGAAAGAGGAAUGAAUGCCAGGCUUGGCAUUUCCAUCGACCGCAGCUUGGUUUGGUAGAGGCUGCAUGUUUGUUUAAGCUCUGCUGUUUGCACAGAUCAGGGGAGCUGUUUGUCUCUGAGUUAUGGAAGAAGUUGGGUGUGGUUCCUGAGGCCAAGUGUGUGCGGCUUCACCUUCAGAGCUGCUUAACACUGUGAACGCGAUCAGCGUUUUAAAGCAAGAACCUUUCUCAUUUCAUGCAAGGAAUCUUCCUCCUGAAAAUAUAUGUAUUUAAGACACAAUCGUAUGCAUGCUUAGUCCGGAAAAAGGGGCCUGCCACUCCCUGGACCGUGUCAGGAGUUGCAGGUCUUUGCUUUUCCUCUAAAUGUGCAUUGGCUUGCACCCUUGGUUAUACUUUUCUGGGUACAGAGCCCUGCUGUUGAAAAUACGUUUAAAACAGGAAGUUUGUCCUUUCUGAAUAUUAGAUUGUGCAGAACAUGUCCUGCAGCUCUCCGGGUUUGUUCAGCACUGUUGGAACUAUUUGCUGAACAUGGUGCUCCGAUGAACACACAGUAUUAUGACUGUUUUACAAAUUGGUGUACAUGUGUGAUUUUUAUACCUUUGUCGAAAGAAAAUUUAUUAUGUACACGACUAAUCAUGUCUGCUGUUCUUGACGCAAAACUAUAAUCUGUGAGAACAGCGACUGUAAAAGCCACUUGGUUUGUUAAUCUGUUUAUCAGGAACCGUUUUCCUUGGUUCGAAAUACAUUUGUGUAGUGUGUGUGGAUGGCACUACAAUGCAGAAAUGGUAGCUUUUGCCAGUAAGGUAUUUCAUGCAGGGGAGGGAAGAGAUCAGGGCCCUGCUAAGGAAGAUUUUCCCAGUAAAACUGUACGAAGAAGCUGGUUUCCAAUUUCACUGUGCAUUACUUGAAGCAGCUCUGUAUUACUACCUGGUGAAACCCUCUUAUUUUACAUGAAAAAAUAAAGAUUUUGAAAUGGC
Molecule: messenger RNA, 3235 nt
Organism: Varanus komodoensis (Komodo dragon)
Lineage: Eukaryota; Metazoa; Chordata; Lepidosauria; Squamata; Varanidae
Gene: LRR1
Product: leucine rich repeat protein 1
Exons: 4
Coding region: 963-2096 (377 amino acids)
Molecular function (GO): protein binding
Source: RefSeq, a predicted model, not a curated record